AUGUCUCUCCAUCGACAUCAUAAUCAGCAACCACCGACGUAUGAGGAUUCGAUCAAAUCUCAUUCACCGCCAAAGUACGACAUGACACCGGCUACAACUAAUUCAACCACACACAACUCAAUGGAACUUCCCACGAGCAGUGCAACAACUGCAAGAAUUGAAGGAACUCGAAUGGAAUCUCCCCGCCGAACUCCGAUCCUUCUCCACACUCGAUCCAUGUCAGAAUCCUGUAUUACACCAUCUGGAGAUGUGAAAGACGGCAUGGAGGAAGGAAGAAAAAGCGCACGAUAA
Caenorhabditis briggsae is the source of this 291-nucleotide messenger RNA. The record is from RefSeq and is a predicted model, not a curated record. Bases 1 to 291 code for a protein of 96 amino acids. The transcript is spliced from 2 exons. Lineage: Eukaryota; Metazoa; Nematoda; Chromadorea; Rhabditida; Rhabditidae.